AUGCCCAACACCUGCUGCGUGCCGGGCUGUCAUUCUGGAUACAAGGGCACCGUCGAAAAAGUUUCCCUGUUCUGUUUACCAGCCAACGCAGAACAACGCACAUCGUUUCGCUGCCCCGAGAACGACCGAGACUGGUGGAAGACGCCCGUACCAAGGAUUUUUGAAGGUUUGCCUUCCUACCUCUCGAAACCAAAGCAGCGUUCGCGUGCAACGAAGGGCCCACCUCUAAAAAGGCCGCGAGAGCUUUCUCCGGAUUGUGAUGCGACAGUCGCGAAUGCAGACGUCUCCAGUGCAGCCGACAAAGAAAUCGAAGAUGUUGUGAGAACUGAGAAUCGCAAUGGCUACGCUGAUGCAGAGUGUCAAACAGAGGUCACCGUUUGUUCAGCGUCGGAGCUACAGAGAGUGAAGGCCCAACUUCGCAGCGUGAAGCAACAGCUUCAGUCAUGUCAGCGGAAACUCACAAAAGCGGAGGCGCACGCGAAUAGAAAGAAUGGAGUGUAUGCAGAUAUUCACAAGCUUUCAGACCGCGAGAAGCUCAUUAUAGACCAGUGCAUCAUGAAAGCAAAUAUGAAGUCUGCGAAAGCAGCACGGUGUCCUCAUGUUUGAUGAGAUGAGCGUGAGAAAGAGCCUUCACGUCAGGGAAUCGGAUAUGGCACUGCUUGGAAAGGUGGACUUAGCAGAGCACACGAAGCCGACU
This is a messenger RNA of Rhipicephalus microplus (southern cattle tick), 697 nucleotides long. RefSeq lists its product as uncharacterized. NCBI's taxonomy places the organism in Eukaryota, Metazoa, Arthropoda, Arachnida, Ixodida, Ixodidae. The record is from RefSeq and is a predicted model, not a curated record.